Messenger RNA from Drosophila guanche, 987 nucleotides. RefSeq lists its product as uncharacterized. The transcript is spliced from 2 exons. The record is from RefSeq and is a predicted model, not a curated record. NCBI's taxonomy places the organism in Eukaryota, Metazoa, Arthropoda, Insecta, Diptera, Drosophilidae. Bases 20 to 859 code for a protein of 279 amino acids.
CGAUGUGAAGGCCCUUCCAAUGCCUGAAUCGCCUUCUGCAAUGUCAAACCCCAAAUGUUCUGCUCUUGGAUUACUUGUUGGGCUGCUCCUGGCGAGCGGCACGGCGUUGGCGCUGGAGAAAUGCGUUUACUGUCGCGGAAUCAACUGCCAGAGGAGCAGCUACCAGGCGGAGGAGCAGUGCUCCGAUCUACUGGACGCCUGUGCAAGUGUCUUUGAGGGAGGCAUAGUCCAGGCCCAGGGCUGCCUGGAGGGCCUCGAGGAUGGCUGGAGGGCACUGUGUCAGGCGCCCUCGAAGGGUGUCGAUUGCGAGAUCUGUGUGUCCGACAAGUGCAACACUGUGGGCUCGGAGAGAGCCGCCUGUCUUCAGUGUGCGGAGAGUGAGGAUGAGCAAUGUGUGAAUGCCCCUCAGCUUCUAGUGCCCCAAAGAUGUGCGAUUGCGCGUACGGGCAGAAGUUUUUGCUAUUCGAAAUUGGUGGGAGAACGAUUGGAACGGGGCUGUUCUCUAAGUCUUUCGGAUCAGAUGGAUUGCCUGGCCAGUGGCGGCUGCCAGCUGUGCGAUCCUCUCGAGCGGCCACAUUGCAACGAUGAAGUAAUCGACUUUAAUGCAGCUCCAGACACAACAACAGAAGCUACUUCCACAUCAACUUCCACACCGAGUACACCAACCACACAAUCCACAACAACAACACAGACAACACCAAGCACACAACAACCCACAACAACUUCUGCACCACCCACAACUGCAACACCAACGACAGCCAAACCCAAUGCCGCAUUCAGUUUGCACUCCUCCUCCACCACGACCAUUUGGUUGAUCAUCGUGCCGUUGGUUGUAUUCAUUUACACCCUUCAUAAAUAGUACAACAAUUCGUUUAACCUCUUCUCUUUAACCUAAUCUACUUAUGUAUUGUUUAACUCAUUUUUAUGGUAUCCAAUAAACACUGUUCGCGCUCAAUGACAAUCUAUGCCCGAACAUACAUAAAUGGA